AUGUCUGGAGUUUUGAAGUUCAAUGAUAAGGUUACUGUGAUUCGCUUUAACGAAAAUCCGAGAGCGAAUCAGCACAAUGAUGGAAGGCAAGGUACCUCCAGUCAAAGAAAGGUUUUAGUGCACUUACCCACGGGUGAGGUGGUGUCCUCAUACGCCUCACUCGAGCAAAUUCUAGGGGGAUUGGGAUGGGAGAGGUACUCCGGCCGUGCCAGCAAUCCCAACCUCCUGCAAUUCCACAAGCAAUCUUCCAUUGACCUAAUCUCUCUUCCUAGAGACUUCUCCAGGUUCAGCUCUGUUCACAUGUAUGACAUUGUUGUCAAAAACCCUAAUGUCUUUCACGUCCGUGACAUGUGA
This is a messenger RNA of Cornus florida, 354 nucleotides long. RefSeq names its product flowering-promoting factor 1-like. The record is from RefSeq and is a predicted model, not a curated record. The transcript has a single exon. Gene Ontology annotation, biological process: regulation of flower development. Lineage: Eukaryota; Viridiplantae; Streptophyta; Magnoliopsida; Cornales; Cornaceae. Bases 1 to 354 code for a protein of 117 amino acids.